Manihot esculenta (cassava) is the source of this 2239-nucleotide messenger RNA. RefSeq lists its product as uncharacterized. The transcript has 2 exons. The record is from RefSeq and is a predicted model, not a curated record. Lineage: Eukaryota; Viridiplantae; Streptophyta; Magnoliopsida; Malpighiales; Euphorbiaceae. Bases 339 to 1067 code for a protein of 242 amino acids.
CCGGUUCUUAAUGCUAAAAACUCUGUUCAUCUCUCCAUUUUUAUCUCUCUCUCUCUCUCAAACAAACAAACAAACAAACACCAACAGUUCGCAUCAGCUCUUCAGUCUCUCAAAAUCUCCGCUUCAAACUUCUAUCUCAAUAUUUACUUUUCACUUCACAGGUCCUUAUCUCCAUUAGUAAUCAUCUUUUGGAACUUGGGAUUAUUACCAUUUAUUGCAUAUAUUGUUUUUAGGUUUUUUCCAAUCUCUUUCUUGAUAACAAAACCUUGAUCCGUGGAAACUUCCAUUUGAGCAUUGGGCUUGAAUGUUUUUCUUAUUUUCUUGGAAAAUUUGAAGACAUGGCAAUCCAACUCUGUUCAGAUAAUUCUGCUGGUUUUAGUCCAAGAAUUUCAUUUUCUCAUGAUUUGUGUCUCUCGGACAUUGUUCCUGUCGAGCAACACCCUCUUCCAUCAAACUCACUGGGCAGCAUCGAUUUCGACUUUUGUACUCGUAAGAGCUUCGAUCAAGAAUCAUCAUCAGCAGAUGAGCUUUUCUCCGAUGGAAAGAUUCUUCCUACGGAAAUCAAGAAAAAGACAGCCCCAGCGAAGCAGCUGGACCAGUCUUCGCCUCCACCGCAUGCUUUAAACGAAGAUGUUUUAAGCAAGAAAGAGUCGAUGAAGGAAAUGAAGGGUGCAAGUGAUGAAUUACCAGAGGAGAAGCAUACUUCAAAGUCAUUUUGGCGGUUCAAGAGGAGUAGCAGUUUGAAUUGUGUGAGUGGCUAUGGAAGGAGCUUAUGUCCUUUGCCACUUCUAUCCAGAAGCAACUCUACUGGGUCUGUACCUAGCAGCGUAAAGAGGGUACCAUUGUCAAGAGAUAGCAGUUCUAAUCAUAAGCAGCACAGACAAUCAUUCAUGAAGCAUCAAUCAUCGUCUUCAUCAACCAGUUACCAAAAACCUCCAUUGAAGAAGAACUAUGGAGCUUACGGCAAUGGUGUCCGCGUUAGUCCUGUGUUAAAUGUUCCAUCAGGGAAUUUAUUUGGCUUAGGUUCAAUCUUCUUCAAUGGAAAAGAUAAGAACAAGAAAAAGUGAUUGCCAUAUGUUUGCUUUAAUAUCAGAAAGAAAACAGCUAUACAUGAUCCAGUCCAAAUUGCAUAUUAUCAUAAUAUUUUUCAUUUGUGGGUUGAGGAUUUUCUUUUAAUUUUACCACCCAGAUUUUUCCAUUUGUUGAUGAUUUUACCAUUUGAGUUAUACCAAGGAAAAGGGAAAGUAAAAGAAAGACUAAAGAGAGAGUGGCUUUGAAGACAAAGAGACACAGAAAGGUGGAUGAAUGGAAGGAGGGACCUGGAGAUGAUGGUAUAAUUCAAUGGCACAUGCUUUGAAGCACAAAAUGACAGGUAACAAUUGCUUUCAUUAUUGUCUUUUUGUGUAUCUUUGCCUUUGAUUUAUAUUUGCUCACACAUGGUGUGUACAUACUUUGAUUUUUGUUCCUUGUUUCAAUUUAUACAACCGGAGGAGCAAGACAUUGUGGGUAUUGGAUAGAAUAUGAUUUCAUUCACUAUUGCAUCUGUUGAAAUUUUAUUGUAUUAAGAGUUAAUUACAUUACAUCAUUAUUGAUAAAAAUCUAUCAAUAAUUAAAUAAUUAUUCAACUCUACGUCUCUAUCUGUUAUCAACCAACCAGAAAAAGAUUAGAAAAAAGUUUGAAGUGAUAUUAAUUGGAUAAAGCUUUAUGAUUAGAUUUGUUUUUUGAUUUCGAGAUUGAAUUUAUGUCAUAAUUAUUUUAAAGGCAACUAAUCGAAGAUCAAGAUUUUAUAGAUUGAAUUGAGAAGGAAAAGAGAUAUAUGGCACUGCCAAAGAGAAGUACCAAAUGGCAAGAUCUGAGGCAGUGGGACAGAAAAAGACAUGAAGCUUUAGUUCAUGUUUGUCCCAAUUUGUAAUUUUUGUGGUGAUGUUUAUGGUUAGUUGCUGUUGUAAGGACUCUAUAGCUACCAUUGCUUCUCAUCUCCAAGUGAUGAGUAGUGUUGUCAUGUUGUGAAAAUAUGGAGCUGAGCAUUUGUCCUUUUAAUUGUUCAAAAAAUUGAACAUGGUGGUUUCAGCUUUUGUUUCUCCUAUUUAACAAAACAAUAAUGUGUGAUAGGACACUACUCACCAUGUGUGGAUCAUCAUCUUCACAAUUGCUGCUGUUCCAAGUACAUCAGGAUUGAUUAGAUUUGGAUCCUAUAUAUAUUGGAAUCUUUUAAUUUUAUGGAUUUAAAUUUUUUUA